UGUUGUAGAAGAACUGAAGUACUGUUCUGUAUUGAUGGGAAACACUCUGAACCUUCAUCAGGACUUUAUUAAAAGUCUUUCUGAAAGAGUUCCUGGUCUGAAGGAGACGUCGGUGGAGGAGUGUGAUGCAGUUCUGGUUUUCUGUCCGGUGGUUUCUCGAGCUGGUACUGAUAUUUCAGCAGCUCUGCAGAAACUCUAUGCUUACAAAGAAUCCAAGCCUACAGUUCUGGUGAUUCUCCAUCAAACACUUAACCCAGAGUUAACAGCACCAGACAGCAGCAGUAGUGUGAACAGAGAGAAUACUCUCACUGUGGACUGUCUGUUCCAAGAGGAUAAAGGAUUACUGAGAUGCUACAGGAACCAGGAAGCUCUGGAUAAAGUCACACAGUGGAUCAGACCUCUGGUACAGAACAGACUGAAGGAACAGAAUGAAGAUUAUACUCAACGGGAACAAGUAAAUGAAGAAGACGAUGGUAAAAGGAAAUCUAGGGAAAAAGAACUGAAAGAAGCACUGGGAAGAAAAGGCACUGUCUUCGUUUGUAAGAUAAAGCCUGUGUGGAUAAUAAAAGAUGAGGACAAGGAGAACCCGGCCGAAACAUCUGCAGAAACCUCUCAGAUCCAGAGUGAACAGCAGGAGACAGAUGGAGAUACUGUCGAAGACAAAUACGAUUGGCCCACAAUUCAGAGUUUGACUCAUAAACAUUGUAAAAGUGUCCCUAAAUUUAAAAGAAAAAUAGAGCGAGGCAGAGAUCAGAGGAACUACCUGAAGCUGGAGGACAAGAGGGGUGGGACGGAGGGACAGGAGGAGGACAUGGUUAUGAUGGUCAUCCCAGAACUAGAGCAUGUCACGUGGGUUCCGAAGUCUAAGGUAGAGAAUAUGGUCAGAGCACAGGUAACAGAGGACCAGCAGCCUCAGUAAACAGGAGGUAGAAACAGACAUUACUGGUCUGGGAUCCAGGUGGAGGGGUGGGGAGAUGAGGUGAGGUUGAAAUAACUCUGGUUUAGACUGUUUAUACUCUAAACAGUUUAUACCGGUAUAAUCCUGGUGCGAUUGCUCUGUUGGUGCGAUUCAUUAUAGUAAGUGUAAAAACUGUUUUAACCAUUAAAUACCUUUCUAAAGGGGAAUGCAUAAAUAGAAUAUACACCAAAGGCAUUUAAACGUGCCAAAAUCAGGAUGUUUACUAGUGUAGCUGUAGGGAGCUCUGACUUUGGUGGAUUGCUAUUGUAACGGUGCAGCUACCUGGACGUGUCCAACAAACUCUUCUCAGCAGAGGAAACUGAGCUGCUGGUUGACGCUGUGAAGGAGCUCCAGCAGCUCAUUUACGGGAACAGCAAUGUUAUUUUAUUUACUAUUCUGUUUAUUGUUGAUGUAAAAGUUGGGUUUGUGCUGCUGUGUGUUCAUGUGUGUGUAAUAAGUGGGGUUGUACGCUCGGCUCGGCACGGCGUCUGUGUUACCGAGAUAGCGAUGAACGUCUGACUGUUGGCGUCUGUCUAGGUUGUAUUCAGUCAGUGGAGCUCCUGUGUUUUCUGUUACCAAGAUAAUAUAUCUGUUACACAACAGAU
Astyanax mexicanus (Mexican tetra) is the source of this 1563-nucleotide messenger RNA. RefSeq lists its product as uncharacterized. The record is from RefSeq and is a predicted model, not a curated record. NCBI's taxonomy places the organism in Eukaryota, Metazoa, Chordata, Actinopteri, Characiformes, Acestrorhamphidae. The coding region runs from base 35 to 919 and encodes 294 amino acids. The transcript is spliced from 6 exons.